AUGGGCUCCGUGCUCGAUGCCAACUCCCGCGCUGUGCGGAAGCGGAUUGAAAAUCAUCAAUUCGAGGAUGAAACGGGUGAAGAAUAUGAGUCUUCCACAUUUGGUGGAUUUGGUGACUAUAUACGCCGGAAGAAAAUCAAGCUGCAGAACUUAGAUGCGGAGAUUCGUUCUGCAGCGUCGGAUUGCCCGCCCAUCUUUCGCGGAGUGGUGGUCCAUGUCAACGGCUACACCCAACCGUCUCUGCAAGAUCUUCAUCGUCUCGUGGUAAGCCAUGGCGGGGGGUUCCUUCAGUAUCUCGAUGGCAAGACAGCCGCAACCCAUAUCAUUGCCAGCUCCCUGACCCCCAAGAAACGUGAGGAGUUCCGAAGAUAUCGUAUUGUCAAACCCGCCUGGGUUGUGGAGAGUGUGAAAACAGGACGAUUGCUUCCCUGGGAUUCCUUUCGGGUUGUGGAUGAAGGUCAAUCUCAGAAGAUUCUCAAGUUCGAUCACGGUCAACUUUCCAGCCGGACUAAUAGUCCGCGGUCAGGUUAUAGAGACCAGACUGAAUCAAGCUGGUACACUUCACAAUUAAAAGCUUUGGCUGCGAGGAACACGGCGGACUCGGAGCAAGUACCUCCCUUGGCCAAUCAAUCCUUGAAUGGAUCGCAAUCUGAUUAUGGGGACUUUCCGAGUUUCACGUCCCUCGACGAGAUGAACAACGAAUCCGGCACCUGCGGCUCGCGGGGAGAUGCAAUACAGGAGAUGAUUUCAGAGACUAACGAUUCAACCCAUGCCCCCGGGCUUAGCCAUUCACCGGACCCUCGGCCUGAUACCGCUCAUGGUGCUAUGUCUCCCCCGCAGCCAAUUCCUGCACCGAACAUGACCUCCGAAGAAUAUAACGCUCAGCUUCUGUCUGACCCACGCAUGAAGAAUUCGAGUGCUACCAAUCCAGAUUUCCUCCAACAGUUCUACAAAGAGUCUCGUUUGCACCACCUUUCCACCUGGAAAGCCGAGCUAAAGGCUCUACUGCAAUCUGCGGCGAAAGAGAAAUCGCGGUCUCAAGCCGCGCGGCAAAAGCGUAUAUACGGAGGAAGAAGGUAUAUCAUGCAUGUUGACUUCGACUGUUUUUUUGCGGCAGUUUCCACUUUAAAAUGUCCCGAGCUGGACGGCAAGCCUGUUGCCGUUGCGCACGGCACUGGAUCGGGCUCUGAAAUUGCAUGCUGCAAUUAUGCAGCCCGAGCGCACGGUGUCAAGAACGGAAUGUGGAUGAAGGGGGCCUUGAAGACAUGUCCUGAUCUUAAAGUCCUGCCUUAUGACUUCCCGGCUUACGAAGCAGCAAGUCGCAAGUUCUACCAUGCCAUUCUCUCGGUAGACGGUAUCGUCCAAAGUGUCAGUAUCGAUGAGGCUUUGGUAGACAUCACCACCCAAUGUCUGGAUGCCGGGGGCACGGACGGUCGGGGGAUGGCCGAGGGCUCCAUCUACCGAGAACAGGCCAAGGCCGAUGAAAUCGGUCAAACCCUACGGGCUGUGAUCAAAGCCCAAACGGGAUGCGCCGUUUCGGUGGGAAUCGGGGGCAAUAUCUUACAGGCAAAAGUCGCUCUGCGGAAGGCCAAGCCAGCUGGCCAGUUCCAGCUCAAACCUGAAGACGUCCUGGACUUUAUAGGGAAUCUUAACGUCCGAGAUCUCCCUGGCAUCGGCUAUAGUCUAGAGGCCAAAUUGGAGGAGCUGGGGGUCAAGUUCGUCAGAGACAUCACUGAGCUCACCCGCGAAAGGCUGACUUCUAGCCUGGGCCCCAAGACGGGGAAGAAGAUGUGGGAGUAUGCUCGGGGGAUCGACCGGACCGAGGUGGGCAACGAAGUAUCGAGGAAGUCGGUGUCGGCAGAAGUCAACUGGGGCAUUCGGUUCGUCAACCAGACUCAGGCCGAAGAGUUUGUCAAGUCGCUCUGUGGGGAACUACAUCGGAGACUGGUUGAGAACCUGGUGAAAGGCAUACAGUUUACGCUGAAAGUCAUGCGGCGAUCAGCGGAUGCUCCAUUGGAGCCAGCCAAACACCUGGGUCAUGGCAAGUGUGACGUCUUCAACAAGAGUGUCGUCCUUGGUGUAGCGACCCACGAAACUGACACCCUCGCAAAGGAGGCGGUUUCCAUGCUCCGAAGCUUAAACAUCACGCCGGGCGAUCUGAGAGGACUGGGAGUGCAAAUGACCAAGCUCGAACCUCUUGCGCCGGCGACGAAUGGCCGGCUGGAAAGCAGCCAGCAGCGGCUCACUUUCAAAGCUUCGCCAACUCGCAAAACCAUCGAACGCAGUACCGACCCAGACAUGUUGGAUAGUCCACGCAAGAGUGAGUCUCAGUCGAUUUUCCAGGGUCCUUCUUUGAGCGACAGUACCUAUCGCCCUCUGAACGUCUCCGGAACCCAGUUCAUCAUGCCGUCGCAGCCCGACCCCAAUGUAGUAGCGGAGCUUCCGAAUGACAUUCGGUCCAAGUUGGUAGCGCAGGGGAAACGCCAGCACGAUUCCCGUUCCAUCUCCCCCAGUCCUGCCAGUCGUCGUCCUCAACCACCUCCGGCGGAACUUCCCCCUCAGUCCCAAUUGGAUCUGGAGACUUUGGCUGCAUUGCCGGAGGAUCUCCGCACGGAGGUUCUGGGUUACUAUAACCUGCCGACCGGGAAUACCGAUUCUCUCCCAACGCCAUCUACUGUGACCGCGUCCAGGCCUUCAUCCUCUGGGUCUCUUAAGUUCACGAAGCCUACAACACCACCUUCUCCACCGAUGGACACAAUUGAAGAGGUAUCGGCAGAGUUCCUAGCGGCACUGCCGGAUGAUAUCCGUUGCGAGGUACUGAAUGAACAACGGAGAGCCCGCAUGCUGCAGCGCUCUAGUAAUGCCCCGGUCAUGCCUCCACGGGGGGCUGACAAUCCCGCCCCUCUUGUCCAAGAAAGACGGCUUCCUCUUUCCCCCUUACCGGAGCGGCCCAGUUUCACAGCGAGGAAGCUGUCUAGUUUACCGGAUUUGCGUGAUGCGGUUGGUGACUGGCACGCCGCAUUUGCCGACGAAGGCCCAUUUGAUGAAGAUGUGACAUCCCUUGCUCGGUAUUUGCAGCGAGUAGUUGCUGACGAGAAGGAUAUCAAUAAGGCUGUCUCUGUGGUCAGCUGGUUGAUGUGGCUUAUUAACGACGGAAAGGAGCAACCCUCGGGGUCGUCCGGCCAGCAAGGAUCCUUGUACGGAAGAUCUCAGGGUGUUAUUCACUGGGAUAAUGCUGUACGACGUCUCCAGGAGAGCAUACAAGAGGGAUUGUCCGAGCGAAAUCUGCCGCCGGUAGAAUUCUCCUGA
Aspergillus tanneri is the source of this 3309-nucleotide messenger RNA. It is a transcript of the gene REV1, whose product is annotated as putative DNA damage repair protein Mus42. Gene Ontology annotation, biological process: error-free translesion synthesis; error-prone translesion synthesis. The coding region runs from base 1 to 3309 and encodes 1102 amino acids. NCBI's taxonomy places the organism in Eukaryota, Fungi, Ascomycota, Eurotiomycetes, Eurotiales, Aspergillaceae. Gene Ontology annotation, cellular component: nucleus. The record is from RefSeq and is a predicted model, not a curated record. Gene Ontology annotation, molecular function: DNA-directed DNA polymerase activity; damaged DNA binding; deoxycytidyl transferase activity. The transcript is spliced from 3 exons.